UUUGUCUUGUUUUCUUUUUCAGCGCAAAUUGAAGUGAUACCAUGCAAAAUUUGUGGUGAUAAGUCCUCUGGAAUACACUAUGGAGUUAUCACAUGUGAAGGCUGCAAGGGAUUCUUUCGGAGGAGUCAGCAGAACAAUGCCUCCUACUCCUGCCCAAGGCAGAGAAACUGUUUAAUUGACAGAACCAACAGAAAUCGUUGCCAACACUGCCGACUGCAGAAAUGUCUUGCCCUGGGAAUGUCUCGAGAUGCUGUGAAGUUUGGAAGAAUGUCCAAAAAGCAGAGAGAUAGCUUGUACGCUGAAGUGCAGAAGCACCAGCAGCGACUGCAGGAGCAACGGCAGCAGCAGAGCGGUGAGGCAGAAGCCCUCGCCAGGGUUUACAGCAACAGCAUCAGCAAUGGUUUGAGCAGCCUGAAUAACGACACUGGCAGCACCUACUCAAACGGGCAUGUCAUCGACCUGCCAAAGUCUGAGGGUUACUAUAACGUGGAUUCUGCCCAGCCUUCCCCAGACCAGUCUGGGUUAGACAUGACUGGAAUCAAACAGAUCAAGCAGGAACCUAUCUAUGACCUCACCUCUGUACCAAACUUGUUUACCUAUAGCUCUUUCAACAAUGGGCAACUAGCUCCGGGGAUAUCCAUGACUGAAAUAGAUCGAAUUGCACAGAAUAUCAUUAAAUCUCAUUUGGAGACAUGUCAAUAUACCAUGGAGGAACUACACCAGCUAGCAUGGCAGACCCACACAUAUGAAGAAAUUAAGGUUUACCAGAGCAAGACCAGAGAAGCUCUGUGGCAGCAGUGUGCCAUUCAGAUCACCCACGCUAUCCAGUAUGUGGUGGAGUUUGCAAAGCGCAUAACAGGCUUCAUGGAGCUCUGCCAGAAUGACCAAAUUCUCCUGCUUAAGUCAGGCUGCCUGGAAGUGGUUUUGGUGAGAAUGUGCCGUGCCUUCAACCCACUCAACAAUACUGUUCUGUUUGAAGGAAAGUAUGGAGGGAUGCAAAUGUUUAAAGCCUUGGGUUCUGAUGAUCUGGUGAAUGAAGCUUUUGACUUUGCAAAGAAUUUAUGUUCCUUACAGCUGACUGAGGAGGAGAUUGCCUUGUUUUCAUCUGCUGUUCUGAUAUCACCAGAUCGAGCCUGGUUAAUAGAGCCAAGGAAGGUCCAGAAGCUUCAGGAAAAGAUUUACUUUGCACUUCAACAUGUGAUCCAGAAGAACCACCUCGAUGAUGAGACUUUGACAAAGUUAAUAGCCAAGAUACCAACCAUUACUGCACUUUGCAACUUGCACGGAGAGAAACUACAGGUAUUUAAGCAAUCUCAUCCAGAUAUAGUGAACACACUCUUUCCUCCAUUAUACAAGGAGCUUUUCAAUCCAGACUCAACCACUGGCUGCAAGUGAAGGGGAUAAUAGAAUUUUCACGUAGUCAUGGAAUGCGUCACUAUUAAGACAAAAAGAAAUGUUUUCAUGAAGAACUUAUUAAAAAUGUCACUACUGCAACACUAGGAAUGUCCUGCACUUAAUAGAAUUAUUUUUCACCGCUACAGUUUGAAGAAUGUAAAUAUGCAACUCUGAGUGGGGAUGUCUUUUUUCUCUUUUCUUUGUUUACUUUUUUGUUUGUUUGUUUUUUGAACUGACAAUGAAUAUACAAAUAUAGGACACUGGGUGUUACCUUUUUUUUUUAUUUUAUUUUAUUGGGGGCUGUUUUGGGAGACAACUGUUCCUAGAAUUUUAUUGUAGAUAUACAUGAGAAUAGAGCAGUACUUUGCAGUAUUACUCUUGCUGUUUAUUGUUAAAAUAUAAUUUAAGAAAAUUCCACUUAUUAGACUUGCCUAUUUCUAUGUUUUUAGAUAGUUUAAUGCAUGUGGAAAUUUGUAGCUGUCUUGGAAAUUAUGGUGCAUGUAUGGAAUACACAUAUAUAUAUAUAUGUGCUAUAUACUUUUAUAUAUAUAUAUAUGUAGGUAUUAUAUGCAUACAUGCUGUAGCUUAAAAAUCCCAUGCCUAGUUUUAAAGGAUGCUCAGCCCGGCUGUCAUGCAUUUCUUACUCUCCGAGUAUUAGAUUUACUUUGGGCAAUCGAGAUCUGCUUUGCCAGUCAGAGUUAAAUUAUCAGCUGCCGAUGUGUAAUGACAGGAUCACUUCUGAGAUGUGUAAUGUAGUGCAUGUGUGUGCAGUCUGUAAAUGAAACAUCAAGAAUGUAUCAAUGGUGCAAAAGCCUUGUCUGGAUGAUUUAGUGGAGAGAGGAAAAGGGGUUUUGGAAUUUUCUCCCUGCUACGGGGAUAGAGCAUAUAUAUAAAAGUGAAUAUUGUAGGACCUGGUGUCAGUAAAGUGUCUGAAACAUGGAGUAAAAACAUAGACUGUCCCACAUGUAUAUUUUUCUGAUUCCACACAUGAUUUUAUUUUAUAUAUACUGCUUUGAAAAGUAAUUGCAAGGCUUGGUUUGUUUUUUGCUGAUCCCAAUGGAAAGACACAUAAUGAACUCAGUGAAAACCAUGGGAAGCCUGAAAUGUAGCUCUGAAGAGUAGUGGCAGAGAGACGGAGAGAGGGAAGGAGGAGGGAAGUCAAAGCAAGUAAUGUCCGUGCUUACAAACGCGAAUAUAGCUGUCACUGUUUCUGACAAAGCCAUCAUCUAGAUGGGACUGAUGGUUUCCAUUACACACAUACCUAUAUGUAUGUUGCAUAUACAUGCAUAUAUGUAUGUAAAUGUCUGUAUGUAUAUAACUGUAUAUAUAUAUACAUAUACGGGGUUGAUUCUACUUCAGGAGGGGAGCAAAAGAUUGGGGCUUUUUUUGUGUCUGUCUCUGAAUUGACUUUAUGUUCAUUUGCUUGCAAAACCAAAGGCAAACACAGAGGGGAGUGGAAAACUGCCAUGGACUUAAUCUUGUGGAUUAAUUAAGUUUAAUUAGCAGUCAUGAUUAGUGUGUUUGGAUUGUGCCAGAGAUAUAAAACAUAGGCCUUUUAGCUAUGGAAGAGGGAUUCCAUUUCUGAUGCAGCUGUGUCCUUACCACUACUUCUACGUGUUGUGAGCUCUUUCAGAGAAGUCUCCUCCAGGGACACCAGUGGAGGGUGUAGAACAGAAAUGAGAGGAAGCAGAGAGUGGGAAAGUGAAGUGAAGACAGAAUCACAAGCAGAUACGUCUCCUUAUUUCAAAUUUCAGAAUGAAGUCAGUGCCACCUGAGGCAAGGUUAGGAGGAGCACACUUGCCAGGAGGCCAAAGGACCAGCCGUCUGCCAGGAUGUGUGGCAGAAUGGUGUCAUGGGGAGCCCACUGGGACACAGCUGGGGCACAGGGGUGCUGCAGAAACUUGGUUUGUUGCAGUGACAACUUAAUGUCUCAGGCUUUUCCACUGCUCUGGUCUCAAUCUUCUGUUCUCUUUUCUGCAUGACCAAGUAAUUCACAAGCUAUUCCAAGUACUUUGUGGAGUUUUCCCUUGCCCUCCGUCAGCUGGUUUGCAAGCUAACAUUCAUUUUUCAUGGCAGAAUCAAGUCUAGACAACAUCAACGUUCAUUUGUUCUGUUUUAGCAAUGCCAGACCAGAUACAAAAGCAGUUACACAUGUUUCCCUGUAGGUCUAUUACAACUUCAAAAAGAAAAAAACUGCACAGCAAAGUUAGUUGUGCUGAGAAUUUUGUUGUAAAUAUGACAUAUUCUUCAAAAUUACUUAAUCCUAUAGAACAGCAACUUCUAAAAUACUUUUUCUGCUCCAAAUUCACUGAUCUCUACUGAUUACUUAGAAAUGUCUUCAAUUAACAUAAUAAAGCAUUGCUCUUGAUGCUUCUUUGUAUCACUCAAACCCUAAGACUGGCAUUGCCAUAUAAGGUGAUUUAUCUGUUUGCAGCCCCUUUUACAUGGCAAAUCCAUGAAAAGGACCUCAAACUCCAGCUCUUUCUAAUAUCAAAAAACUUAAUUAACUAUACUUAUGUACUGCUUGUGUGAAUUUAUUUGGGAAAAAACCUGUCAAACUGAACGCCAGGAGUGCUCAGUUUUAACUGCAGGAGAUUCAUGUUUUCCUUUUCUUUUCCAACACAAGAACACACAAGCAUAUAUUUGUUUGAAAUCCUUUAUAAACUUGUUUUCAGUAUAUCAAAAGUAACAUAUUUAGCCAGCCCACAGAAAUAUAGGAUAUGUGAUAUAUAUUACUGUUCUUAGUGAUGAUAAAUAAAGAGGUUUGUCAUGUUUAUAAAUAGUCCUUCACAAUUAUGUGUUACAUCUUGAAAAUGUUUUGUUCUUUUUAAAUAAGUUAAUCAGUCCUUGGGAUUCUUGACUUAUGUCUUAGGAAAGAUAACCAAAUGGAGAUUACCAGUGAAAAAGACAUUAUUUAAUCAUUAUCCGCAGGGCGUUUAAUCCUUAAAGCACUAUUCUUAAAUCACUGCAACCUCAUGACCUGUUCAAUCAGUAAGGAUUACUGCCACUUUUUAAAGAUGCGGAAAAGUAAGGAAAAGAAGUUAAAUGACUUUCCAGAGACCACAGAGGUAGCCAUAUCCAGUCCUAGAAUAAAAAUGGAUCCUUACAAUCUGGUCCUGAAAAUAUUAAGAUGCUAGUAUACAAAAUCGUUACUGCCGUUGAUAGGUAAUAGGCUGUACAAACAAUUACAAAUAUAGCCAAAUGAAUGUUUAUCUUCAAAUAAGGUUAAUUAUAAACAGAAUGCUCUAUUUUUGUUACUACUUUUCCAAAAUUUGAGCAAAUAACCUUGUUGUUUAUUUUGAAAAUAAAAAUUCAUUCUCAUACAUUAUUUAUUUGUGGUAACUGAUAUUAAGGAUGAUAAAUUUUAUUUAACUUUCUGCAAUUUGGGAUUGGACAAAUACGUAAAGUAGUACCUCUUUUGCCCUUCAUUGACUGAGUUUAGAACAACAAAUAAUGAUCACACACAACAGGAUGGAUUUUUGUUGCAGAUUUUGAUACAUGAUCAUUUAUACUCAAAAUUUCAAAUUCUUAAUAUUGGAUUUCAUAUGCGCAAGGUAUCCAUAGACUUUAAAUAAUAAAAUAGCAUGAAUUCAAGUAAAUAACUGCAUAAUCCACUCACAAAAUGCAUUUCAGAAAAUAUUAGUUCUGCACUUAAUUUAUUCUUAGCUUUCAUUAGUCCACAGUAGUAUCUGAAGCCCUUCAAUUAAAUCUCUAAAAUUAAGAUUUGUUACAUCUGCUUUCCGUGGCAAUUGGUUAUAUUUGUUGAUUUUUUUAGUGACAAGCUUUUCAAACGGGAUACUUUUUUUAAUGAUUGAUUAACCUGGGGUCUUUAACAAAAGGAUACUUAAAGCAUGUAUUGAAUAUUCUACUUCUAGCAUUGCUCUCAGAUAAUUCAACCACAUUGAUCUCAAUUAUCUUUGGCAUCAAGGAAGCAGAUGUAGGCUGUUCGUUACACUACCACAGAGACUUAAUUUUGGUGUAAAUGUCACUCUUGCCAGCUCUUUGUAUAAAGAAUUAAUUCCAAGAGUCAUAUUUCCUUCUAAUGGAAAGAUUGUUUUAGCAGUUGCUAGAAAAAGAACAGGGUAAUAGAAUGGACUCAGUUGAGCCAACUUGUUUCCAAAAGCAAUGUAUAUUUUUGAUUGGUUUGUGACAGGCAGCAUUUAGGAAUUGAUUCUGCAAGUUGUCAGGCUCCCUUAGCUCUAACUAGCGCCCAUAAAAAUGGAGGCAUCUCAGCACCACGCAGAAGGUGCUCAGCCUCUCAUAAAGUCAGAGGCCCUUGGUGUUGAGAAGUCCCCUUUGAGCUUUGCAGAGCACAAGUCAGAUGUUAUCCUCAUGCUUGCUUUUUUAUGUUUUUACUUUACGCUUCCCAUUGCUCAUUUCAGCUCCGUUUCACAGGGAUAAGUUUAUUCCUCCUGUUGCGCCUUGGGUGCCAAUGCUGUCUCGAUGCCUAUGCCAGGUUAUGGUGCUCCAGGUGGAGCAGUUACCAGAUGUGCCCAGGAAGAUGCCCUUUAUUAUCUGAUAUUCUUUAUUCGUUUUCAUGGUGGCAGCUUGCACGGGUGUAUGUUUCCCUUUGGCAUAGUUUGCAGAGAUUUCUGAUGCAACAUCUUCUACACAAAGAGGGUGUAAAGCUGCUUUUGUGGGCUGGCGUCUCAGCCUCCUACCUCCAGGCUGUGGGAGCUGCUCCAAGGCUGCAACAGUCUCACAAAGCAGCUAGGCAGCACAGUUAGAGAUGUGCAACUGAUGGCUCCUUUCCCUGUUGUCUUUUUCACCCCUUCUAAAGUUGUGCUGCAAAGCACAUUUGAAAGAUGUUCAGGCUCCCCCCAUCCUCCUUCCUCCUGACUCUGCAUGGAUUGUGCUGUUUCCAGAAGAGCCAAGGUCCAGCCUGGAGGCUGGCUCCUAUUUUCAGAGGCAUUGUCUACUGGACAUCCUAGAAACAUGCCACUGGGCAAUAAGAUCAAACUGAAACAUAAAAGUGUUUUUUGUCUAAAAAUAUUAUGUCUAAGCAUAUAUGAAAUGGAAACCUGAGACAGAACAGCUUGCUUUUCCCCGGCAAUAACAAAGCAGCGUAUUCACGCCUACCAACCUGUUCCAGCACUUUCUGUCUCCACUCUAGAAACUAUCUCCUAUCUCUGACAUCCAUUAGGAACAGUGUGUUGGAGACCCAGUCCUCUUCUUUCCUUUUUAAGUUUCACGCUUUGUAAAUGACAAUCACUGCUUGACGCAGAUGUUGCACUGUAUGCCACUCAGGGAUGUUUCAUUAAUAAAAAUAGCUAUAUAACAGUGAUAAUAAGGAAAAGAAUGUUAGAGGCUUUGAAGGGCACAGGUUGAGCUGCCCGAAUGAACGUGACCCAGACAAGGCUUUCAAGCCAGUGAUUAGGGGUAACAUUGGUAUAAACUGAAUUCACUGUCAGCGUUUCCUCAGCUUGAAGCAGGAGUCACUUCACCCAUUGUUUCGCCGUGAGUGGAGCCCUACUGACCCAUCAGUUUGUGAUGUUAAAGUCCUUUUGGAAACAAAAUGCAAGCAAACUUUGUACGAGUUACUGAAUUCAGAUGACUGACAAAAGAAAGUGCAGUUUAAAGAUUCUGAGUUUAGGUACCAUUGAUGUGAGAUCAUAUUUGGAAUUGCUGCAGGUAUGUAAGGAGAUAGGUUAAGACAUGGAAUUAAUGAUAGUCCGUCAGCAAUGACAGCAACAGUUAUGCCAAGCUACCACAUGGAGAAAUGGCAAGAAAGAGCAAGUAGUAUAAAGUGACUAACAGCUACCCUUUCCUCUCAGGGAUGCAUGAAAUCAUAGCUACUGCCAGGCCUCUGUAGCAAUGCUUCUCCAUGGUAGGACCAGUCCUUUUCUCACCUCAAGCAAACAUGACUUCAUUUGAUACUGCACUAGUGAAGAAUGCUCCCAUCUCCUAGAAUUUUGAAAUGCACUUCUGCUUGUCCGUAGCUUUAUACCACAUGUUUUCUAUAGGCCUGUGAUUACAAGAACACACGCAGAAAUGCAAAGUUCAGUGGAUCAUAUUGCUAGUCAUUGAGUUAAUUCUAGGUCUCCAACCAAGAGGUUUUCCCCAGCUCUAAGUAUGACCAUUGCUCCUAUUCUCACAGUGAGUAUGUAGGGGGUUUGAUUCCUUCCAUCUUCUGCAUUCCCUACACCUAGAAGAUGGGUGGACAACUUCAAGAGGUGGGAAGGAGAGGCCAACAUCAUUAUACACCAAGGUUUUCAUAAUAAUAUUCCUUGCCAACUGUCCCAUUGCAAUUUGAAUUUUAGUCUUUCACGCUGCUAGGAGCCACGACAAAGCGACUGAAAUACUUGGUAGCCUGAUACCUACCUGUUAAAAAAAAACAGUCUUCUGGCCAGAGGACCUUGCUUCUCUUUCCUUUUCUUUUUACACCUAGCUCCUAAUAAAUGAGGCCUGGAGUGGUAAAUGAUUCAUCUUUGCUCUUUCUCGAAGCUGAUCCUCACCUGCAGUCUGCAAGGGAGGCUCCACCCAGAAGGUAGGAAGCAGGCUCCUUCCUCCUCUUCCUCCCAGCCCCCAUGUCCUCACUUGCCUGUAUUGUCCCUGCAUGUGCUGUUCCUGCAAGGUUGUGUGACAAUGAGCCCAACACCCCAGUAGUUUACCAUUAGAGAAGUGGUUUGCAGCAGAUCACUUAAUUGUAAAAGCCACUUGUGCAUGCAGUCUGCAGACAAAGGCCAUUGGGAAAAGAAGAUACAUAAAAUUUUCUACAGUGGUAGCUCACAGAUCAGUAACUCUCUUAAAAAGGCAGCCUGAAUGUCCAGUGACAUGAUGGAUGUGUCAGUGUCCUUCAAAUAAUCCUUGCAUUUAAUUUGUGCUGAGAGAAUAAGAAAAUGCACAAAAUGAUCUGGGAAAGGAGAGAUAUUUCCUGGGUGUAACUGCAGGCAGCGAGGACAAUACUGCUCACAGUGAGUUCAGUAACAUAAUGUACUACAUUUACAUAAUUUCAUCAUCCUCACAAUUCAAGCACAGCACGUAGGGAGAGUGAAAGCAAACAUCAUUGGAUAUAGCAGCAAUAAAUAAAUUAUAAGUGUUUCUUUGUAACUGUACUUGCAGAAAUUGUUUGCUUUGCACGUGGUCUUCUGUACAAAAGCAUAAAGAAAAAACUUCAUCUAAUGUAGAUAUCACAGUGUUUUUACGUAUUUGUUGGAUUUGUUGGAUAGAGCUGCUAACUUGUGAUCAAAGGUACUGCUGUUGAGAAAAAUGUAUGUGCUUCAAGAAAAGGCUGAGGCCCUAGUUUAUGGCUAUACAUUGGCAGCAGUAAAGCAUGUUCAAUAUAAAACUCUGCCUGGACAGAAUUAUAAAAAUGUCUCGUAGUUUUCAAUAUUAUGAUCACGUCAGUCCCUUAUUUGGGCAACCAGAACGCAACUGCAUUGACAAACAAGCAGGGCCAGAUGGUCAGUCACGAAGAACAGGAAAGAACAGGCUUUACCUUGAAGACUGUUCCAGAUAAAACCAGCUUAUUUAAAAAAAAAAAAAAAAUAUAAAAAAAAAA
This is a messenger RNA of Calidris pugnax (ruff), 8896 nucleotides long. RefSeq names its product RAR-related orphan receptor B (gene RORB). Gene Ontology annotation, molecular function: nuclear receptor activity; zinc ion binding; RNA polymerase II cis-regulatory region sequence-specific DNA binding. Lineage: Eukaryota; Metazoa; Chordata; Aves; Charadriiformes; Scolopacidae. Gene Ontology annotation, cellular component: nucleus. The record is from RefSeq and is a predicted model, not a curated record. The annotation marks the transcript as partial. Gene Ontology annotation, biological process: regulation of transcription by RNA polymerase II. The transcript has 9 exons.